AUGGGUGCAUCAGGCUUAGGUUCUGCUUUAGCAAAUUGCAUUAAUCUCUCAAAAUUGAGACUUUACCUUCGGUCUAAUUAUAUUGGUGAUAUGGGUGCAUAAGGCUUAGGUUCUGGUUUAGCAAAUUGCAUUAAUCUCUCAAAUUUGACACUUAACCUUCGUUACAAUGAAAUUGGUGCAAUGGGUGCAUCAGGCUUAGGUUCUGGUUUAGCAAAUUGCAUUAAUCUCUCAAAUUUGACACUUAACCUUUGA
Molecule: messenger RNA, 252 nt
Organism: Tetrahymena thermophila SB210
Lineage: Eukaryota; Ciliophora; Oligohymenophorea; Hymenostomatida; Tetrahymenidae
Exons: 3
Source: RefSeq, a predicted model, not a curated record